AUGCUGCGCCAGGCCAUAAAAGGAGCCCGAUGGUGUCAGCAUGUCGCUCGCAGCUCAGCGACACGCGCUCCACGCCGGGCCUUUUCCGCCGCACCUCCGCGACGUCUUGAUUUUGGCGGACCGAACGAUAAAGUGAAUUUCUACGAACAAGAGACCCCCAAAGGCAAACGGCAGCCGGUUGAUCCUGAAGCAGAGGAUAAUUUAGAGCGAGAGGAUGUCGCCAAACAGCUAGCGCAACUUGACGAUGAGCUGAAGGUUUUGGAAGACGGUCCUUUUGCUCCAAACAGCCCUUUCAUACAGAGUCUGCCGGAGGAGGACAGAAAGAUUGCUUUGGAAGCUCUGCGGAAAUUUGAUGAGGAAAAUCCCCCAGCCGAGGACGAGCCUUCACUGGCGGAGGUCUUCGACAAUGAGCUUGAGGACAUGCUACGGGAAGAAUUCGAAGGCCUUGCCACGGAAGAAGAAAACUGGGAGGAUGGUGUCAAAUCAAGAAAACGCCUCGCUGCCAAAAAGGCUGCUGCUGCGAAGCGAGCAGGUGCUGAAUCACACCCAUACGCCAUCAAAUUGAACAACGCUUUACGACAAUUCCAGGAGAAGGAGUCAGACGAGCGGGCUCGACAGGAAUUGUGGAAGUGGUACAGGAGAUGCAAACAGACGAUUCCUGGAUUUUUGUCUAUCAUGCCCACGGGUACACUGGACGCAGUCUGGAACGCGCAAGCAACGGGAGAGGCCGACGCAGCUUUGCGCUCAACACAUAUGCAAACCUUGGUUCAAGAUGCCGCAUCGAUCGGACAAGGGCUCAGUACGCCCCAGAUAUUGUUCUUCAUUGUAUGUUUACACGAUGCCAGCGCCACCAGUCUUGCUUUGGAGCAAUGGGAGGCGUAUCAGGCCGAAUUAUCCCAAAAGAAACAGGACUUGGAGGAAUAUUGGAAACUCGGUGUUCGAUUGUUUGCAGCAGACGAAAAUCCUCAGAGAGCCCAAGACAUUGCUUUGGCCUUCUUGGCGAACGAUAAGACUCGCCAGCCGCGGGUGCUCAUUCCAAUCAUUAUAGCCUGGGGAAAGCUGUCUGGAAAAGAGGCUGAAGUAAAAGCCUGGGCACUUUACCUGCAGCUCAAGACGUUGCUUGGCUCGGAAAUGACCAUGGAAGACUAUGACCAGAUCAGUAUUGGUCUUCUUGCCGCAGGCCGGUUGGAUACAGCCGUUGCGAUCUUCAAGGAUAUGAUGGUGACAGGACAAGACCCAGCUAAUGACUCAACUGCUUUGUAUAAAUCUGCUCUGGGUCUAGCGGGAAGUCUUCAAGCAUCUAGCAUCAACGAAAAUGCCGUGAACAAGGUUUCCUUGUCUGUGCUCAAGGUGCUACCUCGUCGGUUCGAGAACCGAUUUUUCUAUGCUAGCUGGAUGAAGAAACUCAUUGGCAUGGGUGAGGUCGACUCAGCGGCACUGGUCAUUGAACUCAUGUAUGAGCGUGGUGUGAAGCCUGAUAGCAAGCACCUGAACGGAAUCAUCGCGGGCUGGCUUCGCGAUGGAACCACAGCUGCACGCGAUAAAGCAGAGCGACUUGCUUGGUCCAUGGUCCAACACCGCAUCGAUGCUGCAUGGAAACGGUUCCAGCCAGCCGCCAUCUCUCCUCGUCUUCAAGUGACGCAUGAGCCGGAGGUCUGUCUACCUCGCUUCAUGCAGAGAGAGGUCCCACCUGCAACAAUUGAAACAUUCUCCAUUCUCCUUUUACAUUACACACGUCGUGGUGAUGACGAUAUGGUCAAAUACUUGAUCAAGUGUCUCGGAGACGCUCAGAUCAAACCAAACUCCUACUUCAUGAACCAUCUCCUAUACGCAGAACUCCGAAAACAGGACGUUCGUUCUCUCUGGUCCAAGUUCCAAAACAUGUCUGCGGCCAUUCGGCCCGACCUGGAAACAUAUGCCUGUCUCUGGGACUGUGGGAAACUCCAAUAUGACCGCGGGCGCACUGCCUUCGACAUAGGAUUCCCAUCCGCACGUCAGCUGUAUGCCAGCAUGCUGUCUUGGUACUCACAACUACCACCCAGCACCCAGAAAGCCACACGGGAGCAGAUGCCCAAGGAACUAUACGAUCAAAUCAUUCGAUGCUUUUGUCUUUCGAAGGAUGUUUCUGGCACACUAGUCGCCAUCCACUCAAUGCGAUCCAUAUUCGGCUUCGCCCCCGACGACACCACCGCCCGCCUGAUCGUCCUCCAAGUCGCGCGCCUAGCCGCCGUACCAGCCGACACUCCAAAGCGCCGUCUACGUCGCUUGUCUUCGACGCCACGCAGCAAAGAAAACAUCGGUCAAGUUAGCCGCUUGUUGGAGUUAUUGGGUGAUCGCAAGGCCGAAAGCUUGCGGGUGCAGGGACUGACUGUUGACCAACUGGAUCCGGAGGAAAUGAAGCAGUAUCAAAUGGAGAUCAUGGGUAGCAUGCUACGCAUCGUUCUGAGUCGAACUGAUGGCUUGGAUCCGGCUCAGAUCGAGGAUAAAUUGGAGACAGUGGCGAAGGAAAUGACGGUCGAGCAGAUCGACUUGGGAUCGCCCUUGGGAAUGUACGAUAGCAAGCUUCUGUGA
Molecule: messenger RNA, 2571 nt
Organism: Penicillium salamii
Lineage: Eukaryota; Fungi; Ascomycota; Eurotiomycetes; Eurotiales; Aspergillaceae
Source: the annotation of a GenBank genome assembly